UACUUGGAGCACAAUAGGUGACACACAACUUACAAAACCUGGUUAAGAGAAAAUUGUUUCCUAAACUUGAUGGGAUUGUCUCACAACCUAUUGGCUGACAUGGGUAAUGGAAUAAAUAAGGUGCUGCCUGAUCUGUAUCUCGGAAAUAUCAAAGAUGCACGAGACAGAGAGCUGUUGGCGCAGCGCAACAUCACCCACAUCCUGUCCAUCCAUGACACAGCUGCACCCAUCCUGGAGGACAUGACGUACCUGUGUAUAUCAGCUGCUGAUCAAUCUAGGCAAAACCUGAUUCAGUACUUCAGAGACAGCAUCAUGUUCAUCCACGAGUCCCGACUGAAAGGAGAGGGCUGCCUUGUCCACUGUGUGGCCGGCGUGUCCCGCAGUGUGACUCUGGUGGUGGCUUACAUCAUGACGGCCACGGGCCGCGGCUGGGUGGAGUCUCUGGCGGCGGUGAGGGCGGUGAGGCCGUGUGCGGGGCCCAACCUGGGCUUCCUCCGGCAGCUGGAGGAGUUUGAAAACACAGGACUGACCGAAUAUCGAGCCUGGUGGAAGGACCGGUACGGGAAGAACACGUUCAACGAUGAUGAGGAGACGGAAAACCUUUUGGCUCUGAAAUCUAGCAGCAGCAGCAAUACCAUAACUCCCAGCAUCCCUCCUGCGCUGGGUGCAGGGGGCACCUGAAGAAACGUCUUCUGAGAGUCUUUCCUGAACUCAAGCGGCUGAGGGAGUGACGUACUUCUGCUGGGACCACUAGACCCACUAAGACCAGAGACCAGUUUGCCUUCAUCGUCGAUCCUGCAGAGAAUAGCUCAGCGCUCUGUAUCAAUAUGAUGAACGUGAAUAUCAUGUUUGCAGAAAGGAGUCAUGUGAUUUUUUUAUGUCAUCAUCUCAGUCCCCCUCGUCAUGUCGUGUCCUUGCCUCUAACUGUCAAAACAACAUGCAAGGGCAGUCAAGCAUGAAACCAAGGAAAUGUGUACAUAUACAGUCCAGAGUGUUAACACGCAUUGAGCAGCGUUAGUUAUGUUAUGCUGUAUCUUACUUGAAAUAUGAGUCCAUUGCUCAGUG
This is a messenger RNA of Cyclopterus lumpus (lumpfish), 1065 nucleotides long. Its product is annotated as dual specificity protein phosphatase 22-B-like. Gene Ontology annotation, biological process: transforming growth factor beta receptor signaling pathway; positive regulation of JNK cascade; protein dephosphorylation. The transcript is spliced from 7 exons. Gene Ontology annotation, cellular component: cytosol. The record is from RefSeq and is a predicted model, not a curated record. The coding region runs from base 70 to 681 and encodes 203 amino acids. Gene Ontology annotation, molecular function: protein tyrosine/serine/threonine phosphatase activity. NCBI's taxonomy places the organism in Eukaryota, Metazoa, Chordata, Actinopteri, Perciformes, Cyclopteridae.